UAUGAAUUAUAAUCUCAAAACUUUCGACACCAUAAAAUGGUUAAGAAAUCGUUACAAAUCUAGAGUAAAAGAUUAAUAUAUUCUCUAUGAAUCAGAACUAAAAGAAUAAAAUAUGAUGAAAGCAGUAUUUAACUCUAUUGACAGAGAUAAAUCAAGUAUAAACUAUCUCAUUAAUAUUAUUAGAAUUUCUAGAUAGAUCUGAAUUAUAUGAUAUGUUUAUUAAAUAUGGAAUAAAUAUUACCAAAUCUAAACUAAAAGAAUUCUUUAAAAGUAUUGAUGAAGAUGAAGAUGGUAUUAAUAUAAAUAUUCUUUUUUUUAGAUAAAUUAAAUUGGACAGAUUUUAAACAAGCUCUUCAAAAUCAAGAAGCUUUAAAUAGUAUCAUUAUUUUUCCAUUUUAUAGUGUUUGUUUAAUUAAUGAAAAAAAUUCGAGAAGAUUACGAAAUCAAUCAAAUAAAUCCUACGCAACAAUUAACAUUUGUUCCUUUAAGUUUUCCUUAAAUGAUACAAUAUAUGAAUUAUUGUGUAUUGAGAGAAGAGAUUAUUAAUAAGAUAGAAUCAGAUAAUAUCAAUAAUUAUUAAAAGCAUAAAUAAUGCGUUAAUCUUCUUACAUUGGAGGAUAAUUGUUAUAGAAAUAUUAAAUCAGAUUAAAUAUAAGAUGAAGAUGAAGAAAAUGAAACUAAAAAUGUCUAGAAAAUGGAUCAUGCAUAAUUAUUAUAAAUGAAAAGAUUCUAAGAAAGAGAACUCAAAUUUAAGAGAUUAGUAAAUAAUUUAUAUCUAUUUUUAGGAAAAAGUAAAAGAUAUUAGCAAAAGAAAAUUUUAUACAAAUCCAACUCAAGACUUAAAUGUAACUGAUACUUUAAGAUUGUAAAUCAUUAAAAUAAAUUUAUAUAUAGAUCAGAUAUUACUUAAUUAAGAACUAAUCUGACUUAGGAAAUUACUAGAACAAGAGAUAAUAUUGAUAAAUUUUUAGCAAUUUUAAAUAAUGAAAAAUUGAAAUAACAAAAAUCAAGACAAACUUCUCGAGUCUCUUCUAGAUAAAAAUCAAGAGAAAAGAAAACUAAUAUUUUUAAAAAGAAUACUGUUUUAAUUGAAGCAGAAAAAGAAUUGUUAAAUGCUUCAGCUCCAGAAUAAUACAAAUUUAAAGAAUUAAAUUAUGGAUCUCAUCAUAAAAAAAAAGUAUAUAUUUUAUGCAUAAAUUCUAUUUAGUAUCCAAGAGAAAGAAUAUUAUCAUUAGGUAUGAAAUAAAAAUGA
Messenger RNA from Paramecium primaurelia, 1252 nucleotides. The record is from the annotation of a GenBank genome assembly. Lineage: Eukaryota; Ciliophora; Oligohymenophorea; Peniculida; Parameciidae.